AUGACAAAGGACCAGCAACCCCGAGUAAACUUCAAAGGAGUCAUGUGUGGAGUUGGCCUGUUUACCGAGACUCUAAAACAAGUGGAUACAUCCGACCUCCUCCUAAAUCUUGGUCUGGUGGACCAGCACGGCUACGAAGAAAUUACAAAUAACAUCAAGAAGAUGAAAGAACUUGUAGGGUCGGGAAACGUGACGAAGGCCUUGAAAAUAUAUACACAGACGUUUGGAACGACCACGAAUUUCUCAGAUCCCAAAUUUCGACUUCGACGAACAGGGUUCCUCUACAAUGGAAACGCAAUGAAGCCAACAGAGCCAGAGGAACACCUCAAAUUUGUUGAACUAAUGAAGAACGAAACAUUUCGAGAAGACAUCCACGCCGGUAAGAAUGCUUCAUUUCGAGGGAGAGAUUCUAUAAUAAUGAUGAAGCUAAUAAAGGAUCUCUAUCGAAGCAUCGACAAAGAGCUGGAGUUCUUGCUCGAUAAUGGAACAAAAGUCCUCAUCUUCCUUGGACAACUGGACCUUAAAGUGUCUAAUGUUGUGACGGAGGAGUUCGUGAGGGGGCUCAAAUGGAAUGGACAUGAAGAUUUCAAGGGAGCGCAGCAAAAGCCUUGGUGGGGAAAAAAAGACGAGAAAGACUUCUCUGGUUACUUUAUAAGCAAGAAAGUCGAGGAAGGCGGGACUUUAAUGUUGGUAAAGCUACUUACCAGUGGCCACUAUCCAUUCUUUGACCAACCACACGCGUCGACUGUAAUGGUGCGAAAGUUUAUCAGCGAUGAGGAAUUUAUUACUAAAAAGGUAAACAAAAGUGGCGUUUAUGUAACAGAUCCAUCAGCUAAGGAUGAGUUGUGA
Molecule: messenger RNA, 849 nt
Organism: Ornithodoros turicata
Lineage: Eukaryota; Metazoa; Arthropoda; Arachnida; Ixodida; Argasidae
Product: probable serine carboxypeptidase CPVL
Exons: 1
Coding region: 1-849 (282 amino acids)
Biological process (GO): proteolysis
Molecular function (GO): serine-type carboxypeptidase activity
Source: RefSeq, a predicted model, not a curated record